Bufo gargarizans (Asiatic toad) is the source of this 3687-nucleotide messenger RNA. RefSeq lists its product as uncharacterized. The record is from RefSeq and is a predicted model, not a curated record. NCBI's taxonomy places the organism in Eukaryota, Metazoa, Chordata, Amphibia, Anura, Bufonidae. Bases 1 to 3357 code for a protein of 1118 amino acids. The transcript has 13 exons.
AUGGGCUACAGUGUGAGUUCUGAGGUGAAAGUGAAAGUACAGAGCGAGGCCGGAGCGGCGCCAUUACAGAUCAGGGUGGAGGCUCCUGGCCUCAGGGCUGAGGAGAACAUGACGGAGCUCACAACCUUCCUCUCACUGCUGAUGGCAGUGCUGACUGCAGAUGGUCUGAUCGUCACGAUGAAGGCGCCACUUAUCUCGGCCAUGAGAGAUGAGAAUGUGACAAUCCCCUGUGAGUUUUCAAACUUUAUUCCUGGGAGUACUAUAAAUGUACAGUGGACCAAAUCACAGAAUGGAAAUAGGACUGAAGUGUUCCGGUAUAUACCCGGACGACCGAAGGCCUUCAGAGCCGGAUCUUAUAUGGAGAAGGAGAGCAAAAUCCAGAGUGGAAAUGCCGCACUUCACAUCCCGCGGGUGCAGUACAGUGACGAUGGAGAAUACAUCUGUGCUGUUACAGUGACCCCGGACUACAAGGAAGGGAAAAGCACUCUGCAGGUGUCAGCUGAGCCCUCGGCUGCCCUGAUACCCGGAGAUGCCAUCAGAGUGGAGCUGGGAAACGAGAAAGUGGUGUCCUGUGACAUAAGCAACUUUUACCCUGAAGAGAUCACCAUUCGCUGGGUGCGACACCAGAAAGACUCUACAAAACGCGUUGUCCUGGAGCGAGAGAACUGCAUCUGUGACAUCACUACUAAUACCGAUGGGACGUUUAAUACUAGCAGUCAGCUGACCUUAUAUCCUACAAUGGGGGACAACGGCUACAAAUAUUCAUGUGAGGUGAAGCAUCGAUCUCUGCAGCAGGACCUGGUGAAGAACUUCACCCUGACAGUAACAGAGCGAGAAGAUAACUAUGGAGCAGUAGUGGCUGCCGUGAUCUGUACGAUACUUGGGAUGGCGCUUUUAUUAUCUGCUGGUUUGCUUUACUACCAAGUCAUCAAGAAAGAACCCCCCAGCAUUUCUGAGAUCACCGUCAGCGAGCCACUGAUUGACAUGAACAGGGCGACCCUGACCUGUCACAUUAUGAACUUCAAGCCUAAUGAUCUGGAGAUCUUUUUAUGUCUGAAGAGACGUGGAGGGGAGAUGAAGGAGGUCCACACCUGGAGGUCCAGAGACUUGACCCGAGUGGGGAUGGAUGAUGUGGAGCAGCAGAGGCUGAUGAAUGGGAAUGUCAACCACACACAGAGGCCCCUAGACCUGGACCUGAAGAUGAAGGCAGAUCUAAAACCCAAUAGAUCCCGUCUUCUCCGCUGUAUUUCCUGGCGUAGACUUUCCACUUACAGCUGUCAGUGUUCUAUUCACAUCACCCCCAGCUUUUCUGAAGAUAACGGAGCAGAAUUCUCUGUACGUGUAUCACACCCGGCACUGACAGAAGCAACCUCUCAGCAGAGAACCCUAUGGGUCACCGGAGUUGCUCCGAGGCUAUUAAAGAUCUUCAGUCCACCAUAUAUGACGCAUGAGGUGCCGAUGAUGCUGGCUUGUCCCAUAAAUGGAUUUAAAUCAAAGACUUUAGCGAUAACAUGGCUGAAGAAGGACAAGGAGGACCAGGAGACCGAAAUCGUAAGAUGGGAUUCUGAUGAUGGGGCCGACGUGAACGAUGAUGUCCAUAAUGUAAUAAAGAGUGAGCAUGACGACAAGUCCUACAGCAUUUUAAGUACCUUAAAGGUAAAACCAACUGUGAACUGCGACGAUGGAGUGAAAUACAUCUGUAGGACCUUCCACCCCGCGACAAGUCAAUCGGCAGAACAAGCACUGGUCAUGGCGGUCUCAGCUGUUCCUGUGCUGGGUCCCAUACAGCAGACAAAGGGCGAGCUCUACGUGAAGGAGGAGAUGAAUCUGACCUGUAAGAUCCAUUCAUUUUACCCGGCACCUAUAGAGGUCACAUGGUGCACAGAAGAUGGACGGGUGCUGAACUCUACCCUCUCCGACCUCCUCCCUGACCCGACUGGUCUGUACCAGGUCACCAGCUCCAUGAAAUACUGCCCAACAAUGAAGGACCUGAAAAAGACAUUCACGUGUGAAGUGAGACAUGGAAGUACUGGAGUCACGAGAAAAACUACGUGGAAACUGGAAGAUCUGAUUUCGCGGCCCACGGUGUCUGAUAUUUCUUGUAUUUCCUCGUCUCCUGAGCCUGGUACUUUAUUGACCUUAUCCUGCGAUGUCAGUGACUUGUACCCUGAAGAUUUAACUUUCAUUUGGUAUAAUGGUGUAACUCGGAUAUCACAAGAUAAGUACAUAAAGACUUUUCAGGAGGAUCCGGACUCUGGUUCUUUCAGGGGAACCGUACAGUUGCUGUGGACGCCGGACACUGGUUAUGAUGAGCGGGAUUUCCGUCUGGACCUGACGCACUGCGGAGAGACUAUUACAAGAAUAUUUACAAUGAACCUGGCAGGGUCCCCAGUCCUUAGUGACAUCACCAGCGAGCCCAGUGACGCCAGAUACGGCCAGCCUGUGACUCUGCGCUGCAAGGUGACCAACGCAAACCCGAAAGAUGUAGAGGUGAAGUGGUUAAAGAGCGAUAAACCCCUGGAGAGCGGACAAGGAGUAGCGAAGCAAAUCCCUGAGGAGGACGGGUCCGUAUCCUGCUCACUGCAGAUCACUGCUACAGCCCUGGACUACGCCAAAGCUUACACCUGCUCUGUGAAGCCCAAGAACAUGACAGCGACGCUCAAGAAGACCCAUUAUAUAAAGCUCCCGGAUAAAGUACCAAAGUUUUCAGAGAUAAGUGUGCGGCCGGAGAGACCUGUCGCAGGGAAGGAAGCCACAUUCACAGCGACCAUAUCUGGAUUCACACCAGACAUUCACGUGAAAUGGUAUAAAGAGUUCGACCCGUUUCCCAGCGACUUUGUCACCACAUCAGAUCCACAGAUUGGAAAGGACUCUCUAUGCACUUGUUCCAGCAGCCUGAGGUUCACUCCCCAGGACAAGGACCAUGGGGCGUCCAUCCGCUGUGAGGUGGCACAUUCUGUCACUAAGAAAGUAUAUGAGCAGCUGUGCACCCUGCGCCUCUCAGGAAGGACCUCCGAUGGACAUCUGCCUCUCCCCACACCACACUCAGGACAUCUAAAGCCACCACUGAAAACCAAAGGCAUUCAGUGCCUGACGGAGAAUCCGCGGGUGGGAGGUAAAGUCACACUCACAUGUUAUGUUGAUGGAUGUGACGCAGAUCAUUCGGAGUUCUCCUGGAGGAAAGGAAUGUUUCAUAUCGACAGUGGCAUAGAGAACCGGACUCUAGAGGACGGAUCUGGCAGCUUUUCCACAGUCACCUUCACAGCCCAAGAGACAGACCGAGACUGCACAAUGAUAUGUGAGGUGAAUUAUAAUCUCCAGAUACAAGAGGAACAUUUCACACUGAAGCUUCAAUAAGAAUAUAAUGAAAGAAUCUCUCUUUACAAGUUAGCCGGUGAAUAGAAAAGAUAAAAAUUGAGAGCCCUCAGUCAUUGAUACCUUUAUGGCUGUAAUAUUCCUGGGGCUCCACACAAUUAUACAGGCCGAAAAUAUAUAAAUAAGAUUGCGACAAGAGACGACUCAAGGGUCUUUCAUACAGCAGCCAGAUGAUCCAGCUGAAGAUCAAUUAUUUUAUUAUAAAUCAAGAUAGUUUUUAUUACAUAGAAACAUAGAAUGUGUCGGCAGAUAAGAAGCAUUUGGCCCAUCUAGUCUGCCCAAUAUACUGAAUACUAUGGAUAGCCCCGGCCC